AUGGCGCCCGAGGAACUGCCGUCCUCCUGGCCAGAGUCUCCAUUCCAUGGACAGAUGAACAGCCUGAUGGACCAACAAUGGGUGUCUCCGAGCGUCACCUUUGCCGGCGUCAGCCACUCCUAUGCCACCAGUACCCACGCAAACCCAGCACUGUUGACGCCCAUCAGUGCCCCCAAUAGCGCAUAUCUUGGCCACCGGCAACCCCCUUCGCACCAUUCGCACUCCCACUCGCACGAUCUCCACUACCACAACAUAAGCUCAUCUGGCGUGCCCCAUGGCCUGGGCAUCAGCACCCUGGGCUACAUGCAACCGGGAAUGGUCCUGUACGAUCAACCGCACGGCACUAUCUCGGAACACAGCCCCUAUGAACACCACGCGCCGCCGCUCCGCGCGCACGCCGACCGAUCGUCCUGCGACCGUGCCUCGCGCGCCGGCACCUCCCAGCCCAUCUCCGCGCGGUCCACGCCCGUGGCCAUCGCGCCCAACCCCCUCGGCGUCAAGCAGCUGGAGCACGAGCGCCGGGGCCAGGAGCUCGAGGCGCAGCGCCCGUCGCGGCGCACGCGGCGACCCCGCCGGCGAUCCUCCAUCCUGGACGAGGAGACCAGCCUCACGCUCCAGCUGCGCGAGCAAAACAUCCCGUGGAACGAGGUCGUGAAGCGCGUCAAUGCCGCUUUUGGGGGGAACCACAAUGCGUCUCGUCUUCAGAUGCGGAUAACACGCCUCAAACAACGCAUGAGAGAGUGGUCUGAGGACGAUAUUCAAGCGCUUCUGAGUGCUCAUUCGUACUGGGAGACUGAUAAAUUCGAGAUUAUAGCACACAAGGUUAGCCCCACUAUGCAGGAGUAUAAAACCACCAGAGGCUGGACGGCAUCAGAGUGUCAGCAAAAAUGGCAGGAACUACAUUCGGAAGCUCGCGAGAGCUUGAAACGCAGUCUCAGCCCCGAAGAGGAGAACGAGCCUUUGGAGCACGACAACAAGAGGCCGCGAUAA
Molecule: messenger RNA, 990 nt
Organism: Ophidiomyces ophidiicola
Lineage: Eukaryota; Fungi; Ascomycota; Eurotiomycetes; Onygenales; Onygenaceae
Exons: 4
Coding region: 1-990 (329 amino acids)
Source: RefSeq, a predicted model, not a curated record